This is a messenger RNA of Prorocentrum cordatum, 3357 nucleotides long. The record is from the annotation of a GenBank genome assembly. NCBI's taxonomy places the organism in Eukaryota, Dinophyceae, Prorocentrales, Prorocentraceae.
UGACUAUCGGUGCGACUGUCUUCGUCUGCGUCAAGCGUUGCCCGCUGUGUCUCAAGUGCAACACCGACGAGAACCCGUUGCAAUUUGGGCCAAAUGGCGUCGAUGCAUUUCCAUUCUUGCCGUGGGGCAGAGGGUCGUCAGAGAAUCCUGUCGGCCGGGUGGACAAGGUCUGCAUGCGCACCUGGGACGAUGGGGGGUGGUCCGCAGAGUACAAGAACGUGGACGAAUUUGUCGAGACCAGGAAGGGGAACGUACAGGUCCAGGCCGAGUGGACGUCAUCACGAAACCUAACGAUCAAGGACGUGGAGGAGGGACCCGAAAGAUGCUCCAGAGCUGAGAAGGGCAAAAUCAAGGACAGGCACCGAGAGAACAGGAAACGUGUCGUCAAAUCGUUCACCGAGGAGUCGUUUGACAUCGACUCGAAAUUCAAGGCGAUCGCUGUGAAACAAUUCAAAGAGGAUUUUCCAGGGAGGAUUGAGAAGGAGGAGCUGGAGACUACCUGGGAUGUCUUCGAUGGCGUCUAUCAGGAGGUCGUGCUCCUGCCCAAGAACAAGGAGGGCGAGUGGGACGUCACCGUCAAGCGCCGCAGAGGCGCGCGCAUGGACGAGACGGUGGACGACGGCAGCCACGUUGUUCGGCAAGGGCAGUUCAAGGCCAAGUUCGAUCGCAUGGUCAAGGACACCAUGGCCGACGCCCGCAAGAGCCUCAAGAACACUCAGUACACCGCCCCUACGAAGGCGGCGCAGGACGCGGGCCCAGAGGAGCUCGGCGACGCCACCCAGGAACCCAUCCCCGCUGAUGAUGUCGACGAGGACGACGGCUUGUCCUUCGUGGGGUCCUCGCUGCUCUCUUCAGCGGAUUCUGCCGGCAAGAGGGGGCGCGUUGCGAUGAGCGUGAAGAUGCUCGGCAAGUCCGCUACUGAGAUUUUGGACCCCCUCGGUUUGGAGCAGAUUCGCAACGACUUCGAGGAGAUCUCCAAGAGCAUGCAGAUCGAGCCGUUCACAUCUUGCUUCAUCGGCGCCAACCACGAGACUUUGCCUGCGAAGUGCGCGGAGCUAAAGAAGGCCGCAGGGGCGCUGCAGGGCAAGGUCGUCAACCUUGACAAUAAGGUCCGCAAGUGGGUGGAUCUCCCGCAGCACGUUGAGCAGGAGGUCACUUCGUGGAGGCAGAAGGUGACAUGCGCGUCGGACGGUUUCCAGCUUUUCAGCAAGACGCACCCCGACUCGAACAAGUUGGAGUCGUUGCUCGCGACAAUGAAGGCCAACGGCGUCGACAUCCCGAUCGCUUACGUCGUCACGUUCUUCAGGGAGAAGGCCCUCGACCUUGUCCGAUUCAAGCAGGUCGCUGAGUUGCUCGACUUCCUGAGCUUGAAGGAGGGCUUCCUUUCAGAACGCAUGGGCGGCGAUCUGGACGUAGACUUGAAGGUCGUCUCUGAGAAUGUCAUCAGCGAGUGCCUCAUCACCCUCGCCACGGGCUACCUCUCGACUGAGGGCGCUGAUGAGGCAGUCUCCCAGGUCGCCAGGCUUGCUGGGGGCCUGGCGUCGAGCGAGCAUGGCAUCCCCGAGGAAGUGGCGGACGACCUGGGGCAUAUGGCUGGUGCGCUGGGCUUCGGGGAGACGUUGGGUGACGAUCGUGCAUCUGACCUCCAGUGGCUUUCAGACAAGAGAGCCGACGCUACUUACACUGGCGUGCUCGCGACCAUUCUCGGCGACGCUGCUUUCUGGAAGGCAUGCUCGGCUACCACUUCGAGCUGCGGUCGCCGGAUUCAGGACGCCGCCCGCGCGUUCAACAAGGAGUUCGAGAAGUGCGGUAACAAUGUAUAUUUGCAAGCAGACAAGCAGGGCUUGAUCGACGCCAUCGCCAACCUGUUCGCUGUCUGCGCCGCUGCCGAGGACGUGGAGAAGGUUCGGGCCUGCUUCGAAAGUGCGCUUGCAGCCAUGGAGAUGAAAGCUGGCGUCGAGACAACCUCGUGCAUAGAUUCCCUGGGGUCGAUGCUGCAGUUCGCCGUGGACGAGUCGCACGGCAUGCUGGAUAUCCAGAAGGAGUUCGAGCUAGUGAACGUCGCAGUGGAAGCGUCUCGGCUGAAGGGCACGUUCGACCUGGACGAGCUCCUGAAGAGGUUCCCGAGCCUUGUCGCCCUUUGCGGGUCGGUCUCGACCUCCCUGGCGACCGCGAAGCAGAAGAUGCAGACCAUCAGCGACGCCAUGGCCUGCCUCCGGACCUUGCUCAGGACGCUCGCGAACAAACCUGGCGAUGAAUCUCUCGGAGGCGACGAGCACCAGAAGCACAUGUCGAGCGUACUGGCUCGCCUCAGCAGCGUGCACAACAAGGUGCUCAAGGUAGAUCCCCCUGAAAAUAUCAAGACCCUACUGGUGGAUUUCGGCCAGAAGUUCGGCGUCGUCAGCCACGGGAAGAAAGCCUACGACCAGAAGGUUGAGCAUAUCAAAGUACUGAUCUCCGACACCGCGGCAAACGUCAUCUCUCUGAAGGGUGCCAACCAGGAGGACACGAAGAAGCUCGCCAAGCUCAUCGACAAAAACAUCGAGGCGUACCAGACGCAGGACUUGGCCAUCCAGCAGCUGGCGAUCUACUCGGACACGAAGGACCACGACGCAGCAUGCUUCAAAACGUUGGCCGAUGUUAUCUUUCCUUUCUUCAAGUUCUCGCCAAGAGCAAUCGUGCUUUGCAAAGGCUUACCUACGGACUUCAAGCCAUACAUGAAGAUGGUCUCUCGCGUGAAGGCGAUGCUGAACACGGACGUGGUGAAACCGAAGUUGGCGUGGUUCGCUGGCGGUGACAAGGCAGACGAACUCAUGGGCGUGGUAAAACUCAUCUGGUCCACGCUGGACGAGCCCGCCACGAGGCACGUGGAGAGCUUGAGAAACAAGCUGGUCCUCCUCCAGGGUAAGGUGAACAACGCGCUGGCAGGUGCCGACGUCGUGGCAGACAACAAGAAGUUCCACGAUUUCUACGACAUGGCGAAGAUGGGCUCACUCAAGACGCUGCGCGGCCAGCUGAAGGCAGCGUUGGCUUCGUACGCGGAGGCAGGCUGCGACGACGUUGAGGGCUUGACCAAGACAGCGGACACAACUUUGACUGAGGCCAGGUCGCAGACGAUCAAGUGGGGCCUCGUCGUGUUCCUCCACAACCCAGAGAUCAGGUCCCUUGCGUCCCGCGGCGUGACCCUCCGGAGGGACCUCAGCAACACCUGGAACCUCAACAAGGACACCGAGGGCAUGCAGGCGUACAUCGGCCAGGGGAUGGUCAAGGACAUCAAUGAGGUGCUCGCGCUGGGUACGUCGGCGCCGAUGCCGGCGAAGAAGCCGCCUUGUGCACAGCCUGCGGCCGCCGGCGACG